GCAUGUGUUGCCCGUACCUUGUUCAGAUUCACGUUGAUGGCUCAUCGUUCUGCUUCGGCCGUGUGUUUGUGUGAAUUGGUUUUGCGAAGAGAAAAGAGAGUACCGUGAGAAGCCGUGCACUGCGUAUACGGCGAUCGGAGGUGAUCGAAGCUCUUGUGUGAACAGAUCAACAGCUUCCCAACGGUUUAGCAGUGAAGUGCAUCUUUCGCUGUACAUGCGAAAAACGGUGCACCAUCGUUCUAUGUGUGUUUGGUGCCAUUGCUGGUUUCCCCACGGUCCACGGUGUGUACCCUCUGUGUGAAUUCGUUUCUUAAACAUUUGUGUUUCUAUACAAAAAAACUACAAAAUCCACACGCCGCACCGUGUCACAAUUACCUUGGAGUUUAUAAUUUAAUGUGUUUUUCUCGUCAGAACGCACCGUGCAUAGUGGUGCAAGUUACCAUCUGACACCGGAACCAGAAAGAAAUCGACCAAGCAAACGGUUGUGUGUUAUUCACCUUUAGAAAAACCCGCAGUUUAGAAGGAACGAUGAAGCAAAGAAAACACCGAGCAAAGUAGCGUGUGUGAAAGAAUAUUCCUACACAAUAAGUUGUGUGCGUGCAUAAGUGUGAGUGUGUGUGUGUUUAUGAGUGUUUUUUUUUCUUCAUUGCGAUUUUCUGAACCAACAUCAGCAGUACGAGUAGACUCUUUCAAGAAAAGGCAAUUGUUGCUCGAAGCUAGGCAACACGGAAAAUGAGGCUGUCCAUUGCUGGCAGCUGGAAAAGCAUCGUCGCCAACGAAAUCGACCAUCAAAAGACGGCAAGAACGCUUGUCGCCGUGGGUGUAUAGCGCGGAGUGGUCAACCACUAGUGGGGUGGCGUAACGAGUUUUCUUUAUCAGCUGGCAUCCUACCCGCGCUGCUCCGUCAGAAUCGAAACACAUACGUCGUCGUCGUUAUCAGCUUGCUUGUUUUGCCGUUUCGUCGCCCAAGCGCGCCCGCCUUGCACACAAUGGCGUCCGUUGCCUUCCCAUUCGGUUGAAAUUACGUAUUCCGAAAGGUGCUGUAGAAAGCGAAACCAAAACAGAGGUGAACCUGUCAAAUAGGAGGCGGCUACUUCGAUCGGACACCAGCACACAAGUGAUCGUAAUAGUCAUAAGGUACGGACUAGUUUCAAUGUCUUGUCUGUCCUGACUUAAGAAGAGUAUUACCGAUUGAUCGUUCGCUAAAGUCAGAUCUACUGAGUAAAUCCUAAAUGCGGCGUGUAGAGCAAACACUUAGAAAUCAAAGGAUAACUGAAAGCUGAACAGAACAUUAGUUCCUUGUGUCGCCGCUACCGACGCGCCGUCACGCCAUACGGCAGGAGGAAUGACCAUCGUUAUGGCUGGUCUAUCGACAUCGGAAAUAUGUGAAAACACGAAACUGGCCCGUGAAAUGGCCGUGAUGGGGAACUACGAUUCGGCCGGUAUCUACUAUGAGGGUGUGCUACAAAUGCUGCGCAAACUGCUGAUCGGCCUUAGUGAACCACUGCAAAAGGGCAAAUGGUUAAUGAUACAACAAGAAAUUAACAAAGAGUACAAUCAAAUGAAACUUAUUCAAAAGACGCUUACGGAGAUUACAAUGGAUCUGCAAAAUGCACCGCUACAAGCUCGCAUCCGCACGCCCCUGCACGAAACGGCCAGCAAAGAUCCAGCAGCUUGGUUUCGGGCCGAUCCAGACAUCUGGAUGCCGCCUGUAUCCGGCCGAGGUGCCGUUGACCCGGAUGUGUGGGCACCACCACCGGAUAUGCCACCGCCGGAUCAUCGUCGCGCCGUAGCACCCCGCAAUCAAUCACGCUCCAGCACGGCGCUGAACCGGAAGUCGGAAGUAAACCGCCGAAAUGCGGCUACUAAAUCGGCAUCCACGUCAACCGUCGGAGGACGCAAGACAAUCAGCCAGUCGUCACGUGCCACGACUGGCGGCAGCUCGGGAAUGAAUGGUGCAUCGCGCACCGGAACGCUGACGAGAACGAAAGGUGGGGCAGGACAGCGGAGCUCGACCGUAACUGGGGCUGGUGAUGCUACUAACGGCAAUGGAGAGAAGAGCGACAAGGAAAAGCUGGACGACGAGGAAGGUAACGGUGGCGAUACACCGGAGGAAGUGGAGCGCAAAUUCGAACCGGCCAGCCACGUGGAUGUGGAUCUAGUGGAUAUGCUCGAGCGUGACAUACUGCAGAAGAAUCCAAACAUUCACUGGGAUGAUAUAGCGGACCUGCAUGAAGCGAAACGGCUGCUGGAGGAAGCCGUCGUCCUGCCGAUGUGGAUGCCGGACUAUUUCAAGGGCAUCCGAAGACCGUGGAAAGGUGUGCUGAUGGUUGGUCCACCCGGUACCGGGAAAACUAUGCUCGCUAAAGCCGUAGCUACCGAAUGCGGCACAACGUUCUUCAACGUGUCCUCGUCGACACUUACCUCAAAGUAUCGGGGUGAGUCUGAGAAGCUGGUUCGUCUCCUGUUCGAGAUGGCACGUUUCUACGCGCCCAGUACGAUCUUUAUCGAUGAAAUCGAUUCACUAUGCUCUCGCCGUGGUUCGGAGUCCGAGCAUGAAGCUUCGCGGCGUGUCAAAUCCGAGCUGCUGGUGCAGAUGGACGGCGUCAGUAACGAUGAAGCGACCAAGAUAGUUAUGGUACUGGCCGCGACCAAUUUCCCCUGGGACAUUGACGAGGCGUUACGGAGACGACUCGAAAAACGAAUCUAUAUCCCACUUCCGAACAGUGAGGGCCGUGAGGCACUGUUAAAGAUUAAUCUGCGUGAAGUAAAGGUGGACGAAUCGGUGGACAUGCGCGACAUUGCUGACCGGCUAGAUGGUUACUCCGGUGCGGACAUAACGAAUGUUUGCCGCGAUGCAUCGAUGAUGUCGAUGCGGCGCAAGAUCGCCGGCUUGCGGCCAGAACAGAUACGGCAGCUGGCAAAGGAGGAACUCGAUCUGCCGGUGUCGAAGCAGGACUUCAAAGAGGCCAUUGCCAAGUGCAACAAGAGCGUAUCCAAAGACGAUCUAGCGAAGUAUCAGCAGUGGAUGAAGGAAUUCGGUUCCUCGUGAUCGAACGUGUGUUUCGUCCAACUUAUGGCGAGGAAAGCGGUGACGAUCAGCUUAAGUAUAAUAAGACUUUCGUCGAUGACUGAUGCGUGGGCGAUUGAACUGUUUUGGACAGUUCAGCAUGAGAUUGUGAUCAUUGUAUAAAGUGAAGAAAGCGAAUGUGAAACUGAUCGUUAAAGGGAGUAACAAAACAUAGGGAGCAACAUGAAUUAGUAAAACUGUCCUACAACUCGAAAUGCAGCGCACUCACUGGAAAUUUAGUAUCGUCCCAAUCUGGCGGAAUUAAUAGCUUGCUUAUUCGUGCUCAUUACACGCGUUCAUCAUUUUAUCGAAACCGUUUGCUUGCUUUCGUUAGCAGGGUGCAUGAUCAUACAGUCGCACUUAUCUUAAUAGUUCCUUCCGAAUUCUAUUUCACACAUCAUAUCAAUAUUCGCUGAGAUAGUCGUUGGAAUGUUGAUGGCAAUAAUUAGGUAGGUCAGCGGUAUUUUUUUCUGUUAAUUGUAAUGCGCAUUGGCGUUUCUAUGUGCCGAUCAUCAUCCAUCGCCUUGAUUGCUGUGCCUAUCAUUCGUAGGACCAUUUCAACAACAUUAAAUGCUUCAAAGGAGCAAUGAGAAGCUCGGAAACGUUGGAAUGAAGGAACAAACCGAAUGAAACAGAACACACUGAAACUACUAUCGAGCCCUUCGCGGAAGGGCAAGAACUGCUGUGCAGUGUAUAACACCUUUCUGUUUUCUUUUAAAUUUUACUACUACAAUAAAAACAAUUAUAAUACUAAGUGUAAGGAAUAAGAUGUAAUAAAACACUUGAAUAACAUUUUAUAAAAAAGAGACAAAAUAAAUGCAUAAAUGUGUA
Anopheles funestus (African malaria mosquito) is the source of this 3901-nucleotide messenger RNA. It is a transcript of the gene Kat60, whose product is annotated as katanin p60 ATPase-containing subunit A-like 1. The record is from RefSeq and is a predicted model, not a curated record. Gene Ontology annotation, cellular component: microtubule cytoskeleton. Bases 1346 to 3052 code for a protein of 568 amino acids. The transcript has 4 exons. Lineage: Eukaryota; Metazoa; Arthropoda; Insecta; Diptera; Culicidae. Gene Ontology annotation, molecular function: ATP hydrolysis activity; microtubule binding; ATP binding. Gene Ontology annotation, biological process: microtubule severing.